Molecule: messenger RNA, 2448 nt
Organism: Carassius carassius (crucian carp)
Lineage: Eukaryota; Metazoa; Chordata; Actinopteri; Cypriniformes; Cyprinidae
Product: solute carrier family 22 member 13
Exons: 10
Coding region: 759-2369 (536 amino acids)
Biological process (GO): transmembrane transport
Cellular component (GO): membrane
Molecular function (GO): transmembrane transporter activity
Source: RefSeq, a predicted model, not a curated record
UCUCAUUUCUAGUUUUGAGCCGGAGGUUGUUUUUCCCGUGAAAGGUGCAGGAGUGGGUCGCGUGGGACUAAUUUACAGAGAGCUUUGAUCUACAGUCUCAUUAUGCGCGCCGCGCGUCCCAUUUAGACCAGCACUUCACCAGCCGCGGGUUUAAUACAAAACUCCAAACUAAACAGCAAUUUCACUCCACACAAUAGCGUAGAAAAAGUAAAGUUUGCUUUUUAUUUUCCUUUAUAUUCUCCAUGAUUGCUGGUCCAAAGAUUGAACGCAUCGCAGCAGUUCUCGGUCCAUUCCAGACGACGUGGUUUUGCUCCAGCCUUUCUCGUUGUUUCACGCUUUUGUAACAAGCGGAGCGCGAAACCGUACAGUCAAACCAGAUCUGCCGUGAUCCGUGGAAAUAUAGGCGCCUGGAAAGUGGACAUCAACUCACUUUGACAUUUUUUGGCUUUUAAUUGUCUUUUUUCUGUUUCUUGUUCAGGAUUUGUUUGAGCAUAUUUUAAAGCCAUAAAUAUAAUUCUAAGAUGCUGUUGUAGACCAGCCACGAUAACAACAACACAAUGGCACGUGUUGCGUAAACAUUUGUUAUUGAUCUCCGUGCGCUUUCUUCAGGAUAUAAAAUACUUGAUGGAUUUAAAAUUUAUUUCCGGCAUAUAUUAAGAAAUCUACAUAAAUUUUGAUCGCCUCUCUACACUUGCUCACUGUAGUUCGAUGGAGGUGUGAAGAUUCUCGAGACUUGUUUUUUCAAGGUUGGUAGCCUAAUGAAUUUCGAUCAGCUGCUGGCCACAAUCGGUGGCUUUGGGAGAUAUCAGAAGCUUCUGUAUGUGUGGAUAUGUCUACCGCAGAUCUUUCUCGCAUUCCACAUGAUGGCGAGCGUCUUCACAGGCGCCACGCCACCCCACCAUUGUUGGGGUUCAGGGAUGGAGAACGCGUCCCUUACUGUCGACAACCUUUCAGAUGUGAAUCUGAGCAUCUCCCUUCUGCCAGGACAUGCAGACUCGUGCACAGCAGUUUCAGGAAAGAACCACAGUACACACUCAACUUGUGAGACAGGAUGGGUGUACAGCCACGAGAUCUUCCAGAGAACCACUGUCACUGAGUGGGAUCUGGUGUGUGACAAGGCAGGUCUAAACAGUCUGGGCUCCUCUAUCUAUAUGCUGGGGUUGCUUGUAGGAGCUGUUGUGUUUGGAGCUAUGGCAGACAGGUAUGGGAGGAGGUUUGCCAUGCUCUUGUCUUUAGCCCUUCAGACAGUGUUUGGUGUGGCUGCUGCCUUCGCUCCAAACUUCCCUGUUUAUGUCACCCUGCGCUUCAUCAUAGGAAUGACUGUGUCGGGCGUGAUAAUCAAUGCGUUUGUUCUAGGCACAGAGUGGACCUGCACACAGAAACGGAUGCUGGCAGGCAUCUUCACCGACUACUUCUUUGGUUUUGGCUACAUGCUGCUGGCAGGUGUUGCUUAUCUCAUCAGAGACUGGAGAAAGCUGCAGCUGGCAAUCUCUGCACCAGGAUUUCUCUUCAUAUUCUAUAUAUGGGUUCUUCCACAUUCGGCCCGUUGGCUUUUGGUGAAUAACCGAAAUGAGGAGGCGAUUGAUCUUCUGCGUAAAGCAGCUACGGUCAAUGGUCGCAUCUUACCUCCCACUGUUCAGGUGGAGCGAUAUGAGGGCCAACAAGGACGGAGUCAAUAUACAGCUGUUGACCUGCUCCGGACUCCCUAUAUGAGAAAGAGAGCUCUCAUACUCUUCUAUAUCUGGUUUGUUAAUGUGUUGGUGUAUUAUGGUCUGUCUCUGGGUGUGUCAGACCUCGGGGCAGACCUUUACCUCUCUCAGUUCAUGUUUGGAUUGGUGGAAAUUCCUGCCAGGUCACUGGUGUUGGUUCUGCUGCCCUGUAGUCGACGAAUCCCACUGAGUGUGUUCCUUACUGUGGGAGGCAGUGCAUGUCUGCUGACUCUCACUGUUCCAGCAGACACCGCUCAUAUUCGGACUGCAUUAGCCAUGGUGGGGAAAUUUGGAAUCACAGCAUCUUUUGCCAUCAUCUAUAUUUAUUCUGCAGAACUGUUCCCCACUGUUCUCAGGCAAACAGGUAUUGGUGUUUCUUCUAUGUUUGCACGGAUGGGUGGAGUUUUAGCACCACUAAUAAACAUGCUUGGACGCCACACACCUGUUGUGCCCAUGGUGAUAUUUGGCUCCACCCCUCUGCUUGCUGCAGUGCUUGCUCUAGCAUUGCCUGAGACUGCCAAUCAACCGCUACCAGACAGCAUUCAUGAUACAGAGAGGCCGGCUCUGAAAUAUGAUGGACAAAUUCCUGUAUAUACCAGCCAACUGCCAAGCAGCACAGAAGGUCAGGAACUGCAGUGUUUAGCAGAUGAGUCCAGUUAGAUGUAUAUGAUAACACACAAACUCUAUGCAGUGUCUCAUUCUAGUGUGUUUACAUUAUUAGGCUUGCGGAUGAUCAGUG